Molecule: messenger RNA, 1485 nt
Organism: Malassezia vespertilionis
Lineage: Eukaryota; Fungi; Basidiomycota; Malasseziomycetes; Malasseziales; Malasseziaceae
Exons: 4
Coding region: 1-1485 (494 amino acids)
Biological process (GO): cytoplasmic microtubule organization; cytoskeleton-dependent intracellular transport
Cellular component (GO): centrosome; cytoplasm
Molecular function (GO): microtubule binding; dynein light intermediate chain binding
Source: RefSeq, a predicted model, not a curated record
AUGCACGACGCAACAGAGACGCGUGGCUGCGAGGAUCGCGAGCAGCUCGCUGCGUUUCGUGCGUGGGUGGAUAAAGUGGGAAAACGCCGCGUGAAUACAAUCGAGGAUUUGUGCGAUGGCGCUGCGCUAUUUGAGCUACUUUCAGCCGCCGCGCCGGAGCAUUUUCACACCCCGAAACGCGUCUCGCUGGACGCGCUGCACCGGACCUGCGUGCGGUAUUACAGGGACGAGCUUGGAAGCGAGGUGCCUCCGAUCAAUGCCAAGGCAGCGAGUCGCAAAGCGUCGUAUUCUGCUCCGGACCUUGCACAGCUCCUGCGGCUUGUUCUGGGCGUGAUUGUGAAGAGCGAGCAGAGUGAUGCCCAGAUCAAGGCAAUGCAGGAGCUCGAGUAUGCGCACCAAAUGAUACUCAAGCAGACAAUUGAGUCCGUGCUUGCAUGGCUCGACACGUCGAGCCCGGCAGGAGAGAAUGUACCACACGAUCCAGACGCGUUGGCUGCUGUGCGUCGUGCACUGGCCAAGUCCAAUGAAAAGGUGUCUCGCACGCAGGACCAGCUUACGAGCGCAGAGGCACUUGUACAACAGCUGGACUCGGAAAAGCAGGAGGCGAUUCGAUCCCUGCGCGCGGCCGAGCGCGAGUGCGGCCAGCUGCGUGCGCAGCUCGACAUAUACCAGCGCGACGCUGUGCAGGAGCCGGCGCUGGAAAAGGAGCAAACUCACCGCGAGCCUUUGCAGCGCCAGCUUGCGGCGCUGCAGGAAGAAAAUACGCGGCUCGCUGCCACGGCAGAAAACAUGCACAUAACGCCUCGCGCAGACGACUUCCUUCUCCGCGACUUGGAGGAGCAGGUAGAGCGGCACGCACAGGAAAAUGAAGCGUGGGAGCAGCGGUACACUGCCCUCGAUCGUGAACACAAGUCACGCAAGGUGCAGCUGGACAGCAUCGCACAGCAGAUGCAAAAGCUCGACGUGAACGACGAGACGAGUUUGGACGCCGUCUUGGCCGAGAUCACCGCGAUGCGGAAUAACGCAAAAUCAAAAGAAAAAGAGGCGCAAACAUUGCUACGGAGGCUGGGCAAGAAGCUCGGCGCAAACGCGAGCAAGCCGCCGAAAGAACUCAAGCCCAUCCUCGACCUGCUUGCCGAAUCGUUUCAGCUGGAAGACGUCGUCAUACAGCGCGUGCAUGACUGCUGGUCGGAAGCCAACAAGCGCCACGCACAGAGCACCGCGCCGAGCAUGCAACCCGACGCCCGAGUCGAAGCGCUGCAGCGCGAGCGCGACGCGCUGAAACAGGAGCAAAGGCUCAUUGCGUCUGCGUUCCACAUGCUGAGCCAGCGUGUAUACCGAGAUAGGAGCUGGGACCAAGUGAUGGCGCCCGAGCAGACGGCGCGUUGGGAAACACACAGCACCCCAGCGCCCCUUUCAAACAUGUCGUGGCUCGCACAGCAACGAGGCGCGCUUGCAAAUGCGUUUCAUUUCAAUCGUGGGUGA